AUGCCGACGGAGGAUAGCACCAACGUGCAGGCCCCACCGCCGAUCGUUGAGAGACGUGUACGUGGAAGACGCCGACGUCCAAUCUCGUGCAACGGCAGUGCAUCCAGGCAGCUGGAGAACGCCUCUGCUCUGGCCGCCGUCGCAGGAGCCUACAGUGCACCGUACAAGGGCGACGCCGACCUGAGGCCCCAGUUUCGGCCCGUGUUCUGCGUCUUCGACACGGAGUUCUUCCACCCGAAGAGACCCUACACUCCCCUCCAGAUUCCCGCGCCAUUGUGCUCGGCGGUAAUCUUCUACAGCCUGUCCUUGAGUCGAUUCAGUCCGGCCGUCGAUGGCGUCGGUGGCGGCUUUCGAAGACCACUGGACGCCCAGCUCUUCGAGAACAUAUCGGCCUCGAGACUGGAGGGUAGACUGCGGCACAGAGGCAGGCCAAGUCCCCUCUACGCCACUUUCGGUGGCCGCCGCAGCGACAGUGCAGACUUUGUGCGCAUGCUCCGGAAUUCCGCGUGGCGAAAGGCCAUGGUCGAAGGAAUCGUGAACGACACGAGCUCGUCGGAGAGACCCAAUUAUGACGGCGUCAACCUCGACUGGAACCACCCCGGAGACGAGUGCGACGUGCUCAGGCAGCCGCAGCUAUUUCACGUGCUCGUCGAGAGCCUCGGCGCCAGUCGCGUGAAGGUGAUGCUCACGGUUCCUCCGCUGCCGCGCUACGUCGGCCCCUACGACCUCGAGCCCGUGCUGGACAGCGUAGAGCACGUGGUCGUGGCGACGCACAAGCUGCGGCCGCGGUCGUCGGUGGACUGCAGCGGCGCCAGGCUGUACGCUGCUCCGUCGUUCCGCGAGAUACGCGACGCUUACAACGCGGCCUACCGCAAGAAGUUCGCCUACAGCAUGUCGGCAGGGGGCGACACCUUCGUCACGAGAACGGUGGCGCUCGGGGCGGCGGCGCAAUCGGCCCCUACUCCCACUUCCGGCCUCGUUCUGCGACCGAACAAGACGAGCUUCGAGAGCGUGUGCAACGUCAAGCCGGUGAUUGUGAACCCCACCGACAAAGAGUGCGUCAUAGCGAUCAUGCAGAUCGAGAAGUCGCUAGACGCCACCAUACUGUACUACGUGGCUGCGUACGCGGGACCGAAGCAGCUGCAGGAACGGAUGCACCGGGCGUACGACGACGACAUGGGCGACGCCCCCGUCGCGGUGUUCGAUGCCUUCCUGGACGACUUCGCGGGCCUCUGCCCCGGAGACAGCCCUCGCAUGUCGCCGCAGCUGGCUGCCAUUGCGGAAAGCACGAGUCGCGAACUGCUAUGA
This is a messenger RNA of Dermacentor silvarum, 1308 nucleotides long. RefSeq lists its product as uncharacterized. The coding region runs from base 1 to 1308 and encodes 435 amino acids. The transcript has 6 exons. The record is from RefSeq and is a predicted model, not a curated record. Lineage: Eukaryota; Metazoa; Arthropoda; Arachnida; Ixodida; Ixodidae.